Molecule: messenger RNA, 2934 nt
Organism: Phalaenopsis equestris
Lineage: Eukaryota; Viridiplantae; Streptophyta; Magnoliopsida; Asparagales; Orchidaceae
Source: RefSeq, a predicted model, not a curated record
CUUGGGAGGAAAGCUCGAGCAAAAUACCUAUAAAACUGUAUUUCUGUCUCUCAGUUGCGCUCUCCUCCUGCACUCGGUUUCUUUUCUCGAUUUCUUCGGACUCUAGCAGAAGCGAUCGCCCAACAAUGAAUUGAAAAUCAGCAGAAAAGACAGAGAUUUCGGAUUAUUCAUCUCUUUUGAAGGCCUGCUGUUCUCAGAUUCCUUCGACUUGAUGUUCAUUUAUCUCAAAUGAUGGUGCCUUUUUCUACAUUCAUUCAAGGGCCUGAAUUAAGAAAUGAACAGGGUUCUCAAAAUCCAGUUAAUGCAGACAUUCUUGACAAUCAUAAUUCAUCUUUUCCACAACCAAGACUUUUCAUCCAGUUUGAUUUGCAGAAAGAAACCUGUCCCGGUUUGCAGAAAAAUCCUAAGUUUACUGUUGGUUCUGCUCAAAUGCUGCCAACCGCUGCACAGGAAGAGUCAUCUUGGCUUAAUUAUGGCUCUAAUUGUAUAUCUUUGAAUGCAUCAGCUGACGCAACUCGUAAAGCGGAUAAACCUGCAAAACAAAGUUCGAGGAAAAAAGGAAAAAAGAAGCGAAAACAUUAUAAAAGAUCCUCGAAUAAAAAGGCCUUCGUUAAACCCGAAAAUCCUGGUGAAGAAGUCAACUGCGAUGCUUCAAAAUCCAAAAUAUCCACCGGAGGUGAUCUAGUUUGUUCUGCCGCAUCCGAAAAUAUGAACUUGCUUGUUCAAGAUGCUUCAAACGAGGCUUUGGAGCAAAUAGAAUGCAAUGGUAUAGAUCGUUCCUGCUUAUUAUCGAGCUUCAUGGGAAAACCAUUAGAUGAAAGCGUGGAUGGUUUGAGAAAGACUGUUUCUCUUUCUUAUGAAUUCAGUGACAAUGUUGGAGACAAGAUGUCUUUCGAGAUUUUAACAUCAAGCUCAAAUCAAUCUUGUGAGUUGAGUUCGUCCACUUCUCUUCAGAAUAAUGCUGAGAUCUAUAUGACCGAAGAUUCUCUUUAUGAUUGUGGAAUGGAAUGGUCCAAUUCAAAUAAUGGGGGAUUUAAUUUGGAAAAUAGGACGAAUUUCAAUUCUUCUGACUGGCAAAAGGAUAUUGCAGACACUGAUUGCAGUUCAGAAAGACUUUUAGGGAGCAGUCAAGCUUCGAGCAGCGAUGAUUUCCAUCCCGUUAUUCGAGCGAAGAGAGGAAGGGCGGCUCGAAAAUUUUCCGGGUUUUCAAAUGAUGCACAUCAACUUAAUAAUGUGUAUUUGCAUCGGCGAUCCGAAACAAUUAAUAAACAUUCUGUGUGGCAGAAAGUAGAAAAGGCGGGCAUUUCAGAUUUAACCUGUCCUCAAAAUAAUGAAAAAACCGCCUCAAGAAACAUCGAUAUUGCCUUCAAUUGCUUGGAAACAAGUGUUAGAAGGGGAAAACCUUUCAGAUGUUCUAAUGAAAUGGAUUCCCCCCAAUCUUAUUCGUCCAUAGUAUCUUCUAUGGUUAAAACCACUUCAGACAGUAUAAAUAUUCCUUCUAAAAUUCAAGCUCUAAGAAAUGAAAAUUUUGAAAACGCAGUUGACUUUAAGAGUAUUUCUCAGUCUCAGCUGACUUUGGGCACUAAUGCUUUGUCGAGAUCGACGAAGAAUUCAAAGAACUCAAUCUUACAGAACACAUCAGCACCAGAUAAUAUCUGCAGCGUUCUACAAAAUACAUCUCCAGUGUCUCGAAAAAUCCAAGCUAAUUCUACAGUGAUAGAAUCAAAUCCAGACCAAAGCCGUGCUGAUCAAUAUCCUAGUAGUCUAAACUCGAGCUUUACCGACGAAUUUAGUUCAAAUUCUCGUAGUUUGGCCCAUUUGUCAACUCGAGAAAUACAAUGUUUGAGCCCUUCUUCUACCUCUACGGAUUGCUCGUCUCCUGAAGAGGGCAGCCUUAUCAACAAGCUCUAUAGUCAACCUUGUACGUCAUCUGAAGGGUCUAGCGAUUUCCCGUCUCCUUCGGGUUCCCACUUCUCUCUUGAAACAAAAAGAAAACUUUUUUUGGGUUUUGAGACUGGUUUAAUGAAGAUAAUCGAGGCGGUUAAUGGAUCAUAUGAAUAUUUCGUUACAACUGAGAGCAUUCAGCUUGCUGGAUUUGAGAGAUUACUUCGUUCCGCAUCACCGCUUAUUGAAACAGGCUGCAUCAGCACUUGUGGUUUGUGUUCUCAAAGUCGAAUCAAUGGAGAUUCGUUGUGUUCCCAUCAAGUUCCCAAUGAGUCACUGAGACGACUAUGGAAAUGGUAUGAGAAGCCCGGCAGUUAUGGGUUAGAAGUAAAGUUAGAUGACUCGUAUUCCCUUAAAAGAUCCCGUACCAAUCUUUCUAAGUUUUGUGCUUAUUUCGUACCUUAUCUUUCUGCCGUACAGUUAUUUGGUCGAUCAGGAAAGGUUUUCAGUUAUCCUAAAGAGGAUGCUGAAGGAGAUGUCAUGAAAAGUUGUGAUGUUUGUGAGAGGUUGAAAUGUUCGACUGGUUUGGCUUCGCUACCAAUAUUGUCAAAGCUUUUGCCACGGCCAUGCAAAAAAGAAGAUAAAAGGUCAACAAAACUGUGUUCAUCAAGGAAAGAUGAAGAAUUUGAUAAACUAAACUUUGAGGAACAACUGCUGUUUGAAUAUUUUGAUUCUGACCAACCACAGCAGCGGAGACCGUUAUUUGAUAAGAUUCAAGAGCUUAUUCUCGGCGAUUCUUCAGCUAAUUGCCACUUUUUCGGGGAUCCUUCCAAGUUGGCGAGUAUAAAUCUGAAUGAACUCCACCCGGCCUCUUGGUAUGCUGUUGCGUGGUAUCCGAUCUAUCAGAUACCUGAAGGCAGCUUUCGUGCCGCUUUUUUAACCUAUCAUUCUUUUGGCCGCUUUGUUCGGAAAAACACGUCAAAUACUGUUGAUGGUUGCAUAAAUUCUAUAACCUUGCCAGUUGUGGGUCUACAAAGUUACAAUGCUCAG